Messenger RNA from Nicotiana attenuata, 867 nucleotides. RefSeq lists its product as uncharacterized. The record is from RefSeq and is a predicted model, not a curated record. Lineage: Eukaryota; Viridiplantae; Streptophyta; Magnoliopsida; Solanales; Solanaceae. The transcript is spliced from 2 exons. The coding region runs from base 1 to 867 and encodes 288 amino acids.
AUGCAUGUUGACCUACGAGGAAGCAUCACACCACCUGCAAAUCGAGAGAUUACUGUUCCAUUGAGCAAAGAACAGGACCAUGCAGCUAAGACACCAGCAGCCAACGGUAUGACAUUGACCUAUAUUACUCCUGAAAUUGUAGAAGAAAAUUUGGUAGCUAAGCUGGAGAAAUCAGAGAUUGAGCAGGAAAAUUUGAAAUGGAAGAAUGCGUUGAUUGUCAAUGUAUUGGGUGAGAAGCCAGGCUACAAUUCCAUGAAGAGAUACAUCAACCAGGUGUGGAACAUAGUUGCCAUGCCAGAUUUGUUCUAUCAUGAUGAGGGUUAUUAUCUUGUGAGAUUCCAAACAUUGGAAGACAUGAAGAAAAUUAUGUGUGCUGGGCCUUAUACUAUGAAUGGAAGACCAAUGAUAAUGAAGCAUUGGUCACCAUAUUUUGAUUUUGCUGCUGAAUUUUUAACAGAUAUUCCAUUAUGGGUAAGAUUCCCAAAAUUACCCAUGAACUGUUGGAGUGGAAACUCACUGAGCAGAAUAGCAAGCACAAUAGGGAUUCCUAUGUUUGCAGAUGAGUGUACUGCUAAACAAACGCGAAUCUCCUAUGCGAGAAUUUUGAUAGAAGUGAAUGUUACAAAGCCUCUACCAACAAGUAUUCCAAUCAUGAAUGAAGGAGGGGUGAUGUUUGAACAAGCAGUUGAGUAUGAUUGGAAACCUGAGUUUUGUGAAAAAUGUCUAAAGGCAGGGCACAAUUGUAGCAGAAUUUCAAAGGAUAAUGACAAGCCAAUUCCCCAGAUCAGGAAUAGGAAGCCACCAGCAGUUAAACAAAUAUGGAGAACAAAGGAACCAGCUCAAGUUACAAUAAAUGAAGAGGAGUAG